Molecule: messenger RNA, 1401 nt
Organism: Ustilaginoidea virens
Lineage: Eukaryota; Fungi; Ascomycota; Sordariomycetes; Hypocreales; Clavicipitaceae
Exons: 2
Coding region: 1-1401 (466 amino acids)
Source: RefSeq, a predicted model, not a curated record
AUGGGUCUCCCAACUCGGAGCCUUUGGGUCUUGGCAAACUCGCACCACUCCACCCGUCGAGACCUCAAUAGCAAGAGCGUCACCUUUAUUAUUAUCGUGGCUGCAAUUGUUGCUGUCGCUCUUUUCUCCUAUGCUGCUGUUUCGCUGCUCAAAGGACGGCAGCGACAGCUUCACGGCCAAGACUCGAUCAAGAAUGAGGGAUGCUCAUUCUUCCAAGCCUUGAAACGCAGGCGUAUUAGUCGCUAUCACCAAGCCUCGGCCGACAAUCUCGAUGGAGCCAACACUUCGCAUCCGCUCGGAAGAUCGGCCUUAUCGCCGAAUGCCUUGAACGAACGUCAAACAUCCCGACGGACGUCACAUCCAACGAUCCUUGGAAACGCUUCCCAUGUGCGAAGUGGAUCUUCUGUCGAUAGGCACACUUCGGUCAGGUCUGUUAUGACGCUUCCCGUCUACUGUGCCAUCGCAGGAAACAAUGAGCAGGUAUUGGGUAGGGAAGGUGAAAGAGAUGGAGUCGACGUCAUUGUUGAUUUACCCACGGCGGAGGAGGAAGAGGCCCUCAGAGAGGAAGAGAUGGAGACCAUUUAUCAGCUCCGGCUCGUGAGACGCGCACAAAACGCCGAGCGCGAAGAAAUGCGGCGGCAGAGACAAGCGGCCCGGCAGCAUGGCAGUGCCUCGGCAAGUGUCGGAACUCAGUCCCGUGCCACGAGCAACUACAACCACAUCGAGAAUCUUCGUCAAGAUCUCAGCCGUGUUCAAGAACAGCGACAAAGGGCCGUCCCUAGCGUAUCUUACGCAGACCUCGGUGUUGCGCGGCACGACGGGACUCGGAUUCGCGCAAACAGUAAUGAAAGCGAGCGCAUGGGCCUGCUGUCAGAUGCUGCUAGCAUUGCCGUUUCCGCCCGUUCAGAUGCUCGCUCGUCCAGGCUUCAUCGACGAGAGCCCAGUGCAAUUUCACUCGUCAGUGUUGACAACGACACGCAUCCCGUGCCAGUCUCUACGGCGCGAGUAUCUUCUCGAUCGAGCACCCCUCGGUUGUCGAGCGGUGAAUUUCAGUCUGCACCAUCGCCAGAGAUUGCGGAAGCCGACUUAGGAGUUGAGCCUCUUUCUCCGCCAGAGUACGAAGAUAUCUCUCUCCAUAACGGUGGAAGGGGACUCGAAGCGACAGAGACUCCAUCAAAUGGACCACCGCCAUAUCAUUUUGUCUCUGCCACUCGCGCACCGCCUAGCUCGAACACGGCGUCAAUCUCCAAUAGUUCACUAUCGAGCGAGGGAGAAACUGCGUCUAUCCAACAAGCCUCGAGAGACUCUAGUGCAUUGACACGAUUGCCCAGUCUGCGACUUUCUGCACUACCAAUAAUCACAAUAGAACGAACGAACGAAGAGUCUCCCAUUCAACCAUAG